AUGGCGGAUAAUCAUUCUUUGGGCUCACAUCAAAGUGUUAACACUGUUUGGAAAAGGAAGUUUUUGACGCUUCAGAGACGAUGCGAACAAAUAGAACAGGAAAAUGAAAGGGUGUUGAACCGUUUGUAUCAUGUCAAUCAGCUCCUACGAAGAUAUCGUCGCCAGAGAAGAUUGAUAAGAGAGAAACUUGAUGAGUACAAGGAUGACUAUCAGAAUGCUCAGCCUCCAUUACAGUCUCAGCUUAUGGCAGAGAUUGUGUCUGAAAGUUUACCAGCAUUUCUUGCCUUGAGUGGAAGUGUUGCCAUAUCACCUGGACACACUAGCAAUGUCACAACGUAUUCUMAAAAAAAAAACAAAAGUCGUAACAGCGCUAAACAUGAGAAAGAACGAGAUCCCAACGCCCCAAAGAAACCUGCCAAUGCAUUCUUCAUGUUUUGCCAACAACAAAGAAAUGUUAUGCAUGAGGACCAAAGAGAUGCUACUAUGGGCCAUCAUGAAUUGACUAAAACAUUAGCCAAGGAAUGGAAUAAUUUAAUUGAAGAUGAAAAGAAGGUUUAUUAUGAGAUGUAUGAAAGAGACAAAGAAAGGUACGAACAAGAAAUGAAAAAGUAUACAUCUGACAGAGGUGCGACCAAGAAAGAACCGUGGACAGGCAAAAAACAAAAGCAACUCAAGUCCCAGAAAACCAAACCUUCUGCUCUUGAGAAGACCAGUGUACCGACCCCAUCGGGUGUUGAGUCUCGUUCCAGUAUUGCUGUGUCUCCAACUUUAAACCCUUUGUCACCUCAGAGUCUAAUACCCGUCUCAUUUAACCUUCCUUUGAUCCCAUCACCUACAUUACCGCAAACAGACAAAGAUGACUUUCGAGAUUUCAGCCACCUCUCUUCACUGAACAAUGAUUCUUACAUGGAAACAUGAAAUGUCAUGAUCUAGAAUGACGUAACUACUAUAUCAAAUAUCAUUUUUAAGUGUCAAAAGCCCAUUUUUUCGUUUGCUUGUUUUUGUUUGCUGGUUGGUUGUUGUUGUUUUUAAUGUUCUUGAUUUUUCUUUCUUUUCUUUUGCUGUUUUAAUCUUUGCGUUCAACAUGGGUGUUUUCAGUAAAGCAGUUGUAGGCUAUUACCGAAGACAUCAGCACGAUCUUUAGAUGGAGUGAACGCACUUUUAAAAUCCGUGAAAUUUAACUAGCCCCCUUAUUACUAUUUUUUACAAUUUAGUUAAUGCUGUUCAAAAAGAACAAUGGUAAUUCAAAGUCUUUAGUUACAGAUUUAGUGCAAAUUUAUGGUAUUUUGAUUUCGUUCAAUGUCAGGUAUUAAAUGCUUAUCACUCUACCAAAUUUUACAGGUUGUGGGCUUUCUGCACGGAAUCCUCUGUUCGUUUACGCAUGUGUGGGCGUUUUUGAUCAACGUCAAAAACUUGUAAAUCGACUGACGAAUAUUCAGCGAGUUGAAGCGUGUAACAUUUUCGUCGUCAGUUAUUAGCGAAAAACCUAAUCACAUGCAGCUCGAACCAAGAAACACUUUAAUUCAUAGCUUUGAUAUAAUGUUGAUAUAAUAUCGAGGAGAAUUUAUUCUAGGUUGGAGUGUCGCUUUACUAUCAACUGGCAACCCAUAUCGUGAAAGAUUAUCAAAUCUUUUUAGGGUUCCUUUUGUGAAAUUUAGUAGAAAGAAGAGCGCAAAGCAAUGUUGCAGUAUCUGAAAUAAUAAUACCAAAAAUAAUAGCUGGUUUAAUAAUAAUCACAAAUAUCUCCAACUUUUUUUGCAAAACUUGUAAAGUGUAUUUAGCAAGUAUGUUAAUAAAGCGCAUUGAAGUGUCU
This is a messenger RNA of Exaiptasia diaphana, 1813 nucleotides long. RefSeq names its product TOX high mobility group box family member 3. Bases 1 to 918 code for a protein of 305 amino acids. Gene Ontology annotation, molecular function: transcription cis-regulatory region binding. The record is from RefSeq and is a predicted model, not a curated record. Lineage: Eukaryota; Metazoa; Cnidaria; Anthozoa; Actiniaria; Aiptasiidae. The transcript has 5 exons.